Medioppia subpectinata is the source of this 457-nucleotide messenger RNA. NCBI's taxonomy places the organism in Eukaryota, Metazoa, Arthropoda, Arachnida, Sarcoptiformes, Oppiidae. The record is from the annotation of a GenBank genome assembly.
AUGUGUGCCCUCCAUAUGUGAAUCGGCAAAACAGUCCGUCAUUUAAGUAAACAACAGUCGGACUCAGAUGUGGGCAAAACAGCGAAGCUAUUGUGCGGCGCGUGGAAGACGACUGUUAAGGAAGAACAGGAACGCGAGGAACAGCGCGAAGAGUCCGCCGAUGAGGACGACAACGAUAACCAGGACUACGACGACGACGAGCCCGAAGAAGAGCCCACUGUUAAAGAAGAGCCCGAAGAGGAAGAGUCCGAAGAAGAACCGAUCCAUAGGCCGGUUAAGAAUAGGUCACACGAGAGGAAUGGCCAUAAAAUUAAAACCGAAUACAUUAGUCACGAAGACGAAGAGGAAGAGGAAGAAGAGCCCAACGAGUCGUAUAGCAGUAAACGCAAACACAAUGAGGAGAAGUCGUCGGAUAGAAAACACUCGCGAAAGCAUAAAUCAAGUCAUAAAUCCCGUG